UCAUGCGAUACGGUGUCAAGUAAGAGUGGCACAGGAGCAGUCUCAGAGCUAAGUUUACCACUACCAGAGAAUCACUCUAGACUGUCCAGGAGGGACAGAAGGGUUUCCUAAGAAAUUAUUUUCUUUUUCUUGAAGGGGGGAAAGACAGAGGACGCACCAUGCAAUCUUGUGCAAGGUGUGGGUUUGUGGUGUACCCAGCGGAGAAGAUCAACUGCAUUGACCAGAACUGGCACAAAGCCUGUUUUCACUGCGACGUCUGCAAGAUGGUGCUGACGGCCAAUAACUUUGUCAGCCAUAAGAAGAGGCCGUACUGCUCAGUACACAACCCGAGGAACAACACCUUCACCAGCGUGUAUGAGACACCCAUCAACAUCAACGCCAAGAAGCAAAGCAAGGCCAGCAGUGAGCUGAAGUAUCGUGAAGAGGGCGAUCGGUUUAUGUCCACCUUCCACUAUGACAUGACGUCCACGGAGCUGGAGCGGGCUCGUCUAGCCAAUCAGAUGGCAGGCCAGGCCUUCAAGUCUCAGUCCGAGUUCUCCCAGCAACAGUCAUGGUACUCAGGCAUGGUCACCAACCAGGAAAUAGUAACUAUGUCCCAGGCGCAGAAGACUGUCAGUGACGUAAAGUACACAGAGGAGUAUGAGCAGUCCAAAGGCAAAGGCAGUUUUCCCGCCAUGAUCACACCAGGAUACCAGGCUGUGAAAAAUGCCAACACUUUAGCGAGCAACCUUGAAUAUAAAAAAGGGCAUGAGGAGAGAGUUUCAAAGUACACUGCCUUCGUCGACCCCCCUGAGGUGAUUCUGGCCAAGAAACAAGGACAGAUUGUCAGCGAUUAUGCCUACACAGAGGACUACGAGCAACAUCGAGGAAAAGGCAGCUUCCCUGCACAUCUCACACCUGGAUACAAGAUGUCCAAAAAGGCCUCAGAACAGGCUAGCGAUAUAAAGUACCGUCAGAUGUACGAGCAGGAAAUUAAGGGCAAAGCCAGCGCAGAUGCCGCAGCGGCUGAAUUGGUCCACGCCAGAGAGAACGCAGAAAACAUCAGCCAGAUCGCCUACACCGAAGAGUACGAGCAGCAGCGAGGCAAAGGAAGCUUUCCUGCGAUGAUAACCCCUGGUUAUUAUCUGGCAAAAAAGGCUCAGGAAAACGCCAGUGAUCUGAAAUACAGAAAAGACUUAAAUAAGAUGAAGGGCACAUCACAUUACCACAGUCUGACCUCUGAGGACAACCUGGCCUUGAAGAACGCUCGGAAAAUCAACAAGCUUGUCAGCGAGGUGGAGUAUAAGAAGGACCUGGAGAACAGCAAAGGUCACAGCAUCAAUUUCUGUGAGACGCCACAGUUCCAGAAUGCUACAAAAGUGUCUAAGUUCACAAGUGACAACAAGUACAAAGAGAAGUACAUCAGCGACAUGAAGGGCCAUUAUGAAGACUCUGGAAUCGAUAAGAAGACCAUGCACGCCAUGAAAGCCAGGAAGCUGGCCAGCGACAUCACAUAUAAACAGGGUCAUGACCAAGAUCAAGGAGAAUACACCUACCAGGCCACGCUAACACCAGGCUACCGUAGCCAAAGGAAACUGGACCCAUUAAAAGAUAAGAACUACAGGCAGCACAUAGACCAAGUCAAGUACAGUCCAGUGACAGACACGCCGGAGAUCCUCCUGGCGAGGAAAAACGCUCAACUCAUCAGCAACCUGAAUUACAAAGCGGACUAUGAGAAGUCCAAGCACCUGUACACACUCUCCCAGGACCUGCCCCAAAUCAAAAUGGCCAAAGACAAUGCCGCCUUGUGCAGUGAUAUUAAAUACAAAGAGGAGUGGGAGAAGACCAAAUCCAAAGCCUGCGACAUCGGCGUGGACGAUCUUAGCGUCAAAGCAGCGAAGGCUUCCAGAGACCUUGCCAGCGAUCUUAAAUACAAGAAAAACUAUCUGAAGAACAAGGAAAUGGCUGUGGGCGUCAACGUGAGCGACUCAAAGACUCUGCACUCGCUUCACGUGGCCAAAAUGUGCAGUGACAUUGAGUACAAGAAGGGCUCUAAGGAGAGCCAAGCCCAGUACAGCUUGCCCAUGGACAUGGUCAACCUGAGUCACGCUAAAAAGGCCCAAGCGCUGGCGAGCGAUCUGGAAUAUCGCACCAGGCUCCACGACUACACUGUCAUGGCCGAUGACAUCAAGGUCCAGCAGGCCAAGAAGGCGUACUCCCUGCAAAGUGAGAAUCAGUACCGCUCAGACCUGAACUGGAUGAAGGGAGUGGGCUGGGAGACGGAAGGGUGCCUCGACAUCACCCAAGCCAAGAAAGCCGGCGAUCUGCUUAGCGAUACUAAAUACCGCCAAAAGGUGGACAGCAUCAAGUUCACCCAAGUGGCGGACAACCUCUCCAUCAAACACGCCCAGAAAAGCCAAGAACUGCAGAGCGACCUGGCGUACAAAGCAAACACGGAGCAGAUGAUACACCAGUACACCAUGACAAAGGAUGAGCCGCUAUUCCGACAAGCAAAGGCUAACGCCGACCUUCUCAGUGGUAAAGUCUACAAAAGCCAAUGGGAGAAGCAGAGGGAAAAGGGCUUCGAGCUGCGACUGGACUCACUUUCCAUUCUCACCGCCAAAGCUAAGAGAGACCUGGCCAGUGAUGUCAAAUACAAAGCGCAGUACGAGAGAAACAAAGGCAAGGUGAUUGGCAUAAAGUCUGUCAGUGAUGACUCUCAAAUGGCUCACUCGGCUCUGGCCACCAAACUACAGAGUGACCGCCACUAUAAGAAGAAUUACGAGGACACCAAGACCCAGUUUAAUGUCUCUCUGGAUAUGUUGAACAUCAGCCAUGCCAAGAAGGCCCAGGACCUGGCAACCGACAUCAACUACAGAACUUUCCUCCACGAGUACACCACACUGCCAGUGGACUUGAACGUCUCCUGGGCAAAGAAGGCCUACGGACUCCAGAGCGAUAAAUUGUACCGAUCCGAUCUGAACUGGAUGAAAGGAGUCGGCUGGGAGGUCUCCAAGUCUUUGGAUGUCCAGCAGGCCAAAAAAGCUGGAGAGCUUGUCAGUGAGAAAAAGUACCGUCAGGAUGUGAGCGCCUUGAGGUUUACAAGUGUUGAAGACACUCCAGAGAUGGUUCAGGCCAAACUCAGCAACAAACUGGCCAUUGAUAGGUUGUACAGAGAGAAGGGAGAAAACAUGAAGCACAAGUACACGCUCAAUGAGGAGUUGCCGGAGUUUGUGCAGGCCAAGAUCAACUCCAUGAACAUCAGCGAGAGUCGUUACAAGGAAUCUUGGACAAGAUUACGCGACGGUGGAUACAAACUGCGCCUGGAUGCUAUUCCUUUCCAGUCUGCCAAAGCGUCUGCUGACAUCCUCAGUGAUCAAAAAUACAAAGAGCAGUUUGAGAAGAGCAAAGGGAAGAUGAUCGGUCUCAAGGGGCUGCAGGACGACCUGAACAUGUCUCACUCUGUUUACGCCAACAAGCUACAAAGUGACAUCAAGUACAAGAAGGAGUCGGCCAAAGAGCUCUCCAAGUUCCACCUUCCCAUGGACAUGAUGGAGGUGGCCCACGCCAAGAAGGCCCAGUCUCUGGUCAGCAAUCAGGAUUACAGGCUCACUUUGCAUCAGUACACCUCCCUGCCUGAUGACAUGAAGGUCCAGGCAGCCAAGAAAGCAUACGCUCUGCAGAGCGAGAGACUAUAUCGCUCUGACCUUAACUACCUGCGGGGUGCCGCAUGGAUUGCUACCGGGGCCCUGCAAAUUGAAGGCUCGAGGAAGGCUACUGACCUCAUCAGUGAUAAAAAGUAUCGGCAGCAGCCGUACAACUUCAAGCACACUUCUGUCGCAGACUCCCCCGACAUUGUCCAUGCAAAACUCAGUGGACGCAUCACAAAUGAGCGUUUGUACAAAGAGAAAGGGGUGAGCGACCGGCACAACUAUACCAUUACAACCGAGAGACCGGAGAUCACUCAGGCAAAGAUCAAUGCGGCCAACUUUAGCGAGAUUAAGUACCGAGAGUCCUGGCACACUCUGAGGGCUCAGGGAUACAAGCUCACCAUGCAGGACAUCCCAUUCCAGGCUGCCAAGACCUCCACAGGCAUCGCCAGUGACUACAUGUACAAACACAACCACCUGAUGGAAAAAGGGAAGCACAUCGGUGCUCAAAGCGUUUCCGACGACACAUACCUGCUGCACUACUUGCAGGCGGGCAGGCUGGCCAGCAACCAGGAGUACCGCAAGGAUGCUCUGACAGCUAGCGGCCACUACCACCUGACCCCGGAUAUGGUCCACAUCGUCACGGCUAAAAACGCUCAGGCGCUGGCCAGCGAUCAGGACUACAGAAAGAGGCUGCACGAGUACACAGUGCUUCCAGAUGACAUGAAGGUCAAGUGGGCCAAAAAAGCUUACGAUCUGCAGAGUGAGAAACGCUACAAGUCCGACUUGAACUUCAUGAAGGGCGUGGCCUGGGAUGGAGUAGGUGCACCUCAGCUAGAGUCGGCCAAGAAGGCUGGAGAGCUCAUUAGUGAUAAGAGGUAUCGCCAGGUGCCGGACAGUCUGAAGUUCACCUCAGUGACCGACUCCCCCGAUAUUGUCCACGCUAAGAUGAGCUAUCAACAGUGCAGCGAGAGGCUGUACAAAUCAGGGAGGAAUGACGACAUGAACAAGUACACCUUACAUCCGGAUGAUCCAGACUUUGUCCGAGCCAGGAUGAACGCCCAGCAGAUUAGCGAUAAAGUCUACAAGGCUUCCGGGGAGCACGUGAAGACGCUUGGCUACGACUUGAGGUUGGAUGCCAUCCCCUUCCAAACAGCGAAGGCCUCAAGAGAAAUUGCCAGCGAUGUUCACUACAAGGAGUUGCACCUGAGGGACAAGGGCCAGCAAGUGGGGCUGCGCUGUGUGGAGGAUGACCCCAAGAUGAUGCACUCUUUGGCGGCCAGCAAGCUCCAGAGCAACCUGGAAUACAAGCGGCAGUCGAAAGAGGAGCGCUCCAAGUACAAAAUCCAUGCUGACCAACCGGAGUUCCUGCUGGCCAAGAAGAGCCAGGAGCAGGCCAGUGACUUGGCGUACCGCCACAAGCUCCAUGACUACACGUGUGACCCUGAGCAGCUCAACGUCAAGCAUGCCAAGCAGGCCUACAAGCUGCAGAGCGACGUCAACUACAAGUCAGACCUGAACUGGAUCAGGGGAGCGGGCUGGACCCCUCCUGGUUCCCACAAAGCUGAGCUGGCCCGGCGCGCUGCCGAGCUGGGCCUGGCUGAGGGAGUGAGUGCCGAGGAGGCCAUCGCAAAGUACCAGCGCAUGAUGAUGAUGGUGCACCACCAGCAGCAGAUGGAGCAGCAGCAACAACAGCAACAACAGCAGAUGUCAGAGCAGGUGGAGACCAGUGAGGAGAUCCACCGAGGCGUCAACAUGGACGCUACUGAGGUCCUUCACAGGAAGAAGACCUACCAGACCGUGCAGAAAAAGACCACCACAACCACCACCUUCAAAUCCAUGGAGAAGAAAUCUUCCAGCAGCACAGUGAAGAUGUCCAGUAAAGCUAAAGCCAUAGAAAACGCAUAGGGCAGAGAAACUUUGUACGGAAAAGGAUGUUUACAUGAGUGCAUACAGUCAAGAUAGAGUAAGCAUUAAUGAGGGAAUCAAGCAUGUUGAAUGAAGGCUUGGUUAUGUUGAGCAAAAAUGUCCUUAACACGAUGGCCUUUUUAUAUACAGUAUAAUCAAUAAAGAUGAGGCAGCGACCACUUACAGUGGGUAACUUCUUACUCUAUUGCUUUUUUAAUUCACUCUUAUAAGAUAUUCAAUUAAAAAAAAAAAACACAGACAAGAAUGUGCUACCAGCAGAGGCACUGUUGAGUCAGUCUUGACUCAACUACUGUACUUCAUACUGUAUACUUUAUAUUAAACAACACAAUCAAAUGAUUAUGAAUUUAAAAUCAGCUUAGUUAAAAAUAACUCUUUAAAAGGUAAAGAAACCAUAUUGGGUAAUUAUAUAAUACAUUAUAUAAUAUAAAUUAUAUAAUUCAUUAAGACUGGAUUCCUUAAUAUUUGGCAUUAUAACCACAAAAGAUGGGAAGAAAAAUAAAUGCCCAUUCGAAUAAUGUUUGUGGUAAAAGAAAUAAACAACAUUUGAAAUAAAUACAAGAAAUAAAAUACAUUUUUAAAUAUAAAAUUUAAAAAAUUCUAAAAUAAACAGUCUUUUAUCUAGGAAAUAUAAUAAGAUGAAAAAUGAAACAAUAUCUUCAUAUGAAAUAAAUAUAAAACUAACAAAAUAUAUAACGACAUACAGUAUAUAUAUUACGGGCCACACGGUGGUCUAGUGGUUAGCAUGUUGACCAACACAGUAACAGCCUGGAGAUCGGGAAGAUCUGGUUUCGAUUCUUCCUUGGGCAUUUCUGUGUGGAGUUUGCAUGUUCUCCCCGUGUGUGUGUGGGUUUUCUCCGGGUACUCCGGUUUCCUCCCACAUUCCAAAAACAUGCAUGUUAGCUUAAUUGGAGACUCUAAAUUGUCCAUAGGUAUGAAUGUGAGUGUGAAUGCUUGUUUGUCUAUAUGUGCCCUGCCAUUGGCUGGCGGCCAGUCCAGGGUGUGAAAACGAUAAAAAAAUAUAUUUUUUUAUCGUUUUCAAAAAAAAAAAUUUUUUUAUCGUUUAUAUAUAUAUAUAUAUAUAAUUUUUUUUAAUCGUUUUCGGUCCUUACGGGCCCCUAACAGAAAAAGGCCACUGUGUUGACAUGAAACAUUUUGUUGUGGGAUUGAAUGGAAUUGAACGGGACAUGAAAUAUUACAGUAUAAUAAUAUAAUCAAUAGUGGUAAUGCAUGAGAGACUAAUGGUAAGUUUGCAUUGUGGAUUUUGUGUCAUAAGUGUAUUCAGAACUGGAUUCAAUAUAGAGGACUUUUUUUAAAGGCAUAUACAGUACUGUGAUGUAAACAAAAAGUACAAGCAAUAAUGACAGUAUUUUCUUAGCAGGCUUGAUGAUGUCAUCAGCACUUUAGUCUGGCAGGUUCAGCUUUGGGAGUUUGUGACGCUAAAACUCAAAGCUGGGCUCGGAGUAAACGCUGGAUUUUGCUGCUGAUAAAGUAAACUUG
Molecule: messenger RNA, 7055 nt
Organism: Dunckerocampus dactyliophorus (ringed pipefish)
Lineage: Eukaryota; Metazoa; Chordata; Actinopteri; Syngnathiformes; Syngnathidae
Gene: nrap
Product: nebulin-related anchoring protein
Exons: 43
Coding region: 159-5537 (1792 amino acids)
Biological process (GO): cardiac muscle thin filament assembly
Cellular component (GO): Z disc
Molecular function (GO): actin filament binding
Source: RefSeq, a predicted model, not a curated record